This is a messenger RNA of Rotaria socialis, 267 nucleotides long. NCBI's taxonomy places the organism in Eukaryota, Metazoa, Rotifera, Eurotatoria, Philodinida, Philodinidae. The record is from the annotation of a GenBank genome assembly.
AUGUUUGCCGUUCCUGAAGGCGACGAUGAUAUUGACGUUUCUAGUCCGGUAGAAACUACAGAACCAAUUACGCAGCUCGAACCGAAAAGAGAAUCCCCAUCAUCGACAACAUCUCCAACAGUGUCAGCUGAAAAAGUAGAUAAAAAUACAAUUACAAUACAAAUUCCUUUAUCAACAACAGCAGCUACUAAACAACAUCGUUCACGUCGAGGUCUUUUUCAUCGAAAUACAAUUCAUAUAUGUGAUCAAAUUCUUGAUCGAAUGUAA